Cynocephalus volans (Philippine flying lemur) is the source of this 2993-nucleotide messenger RNA. It is a transcript of the gene CEP72, whose product is annotated as centrosomal protein 72. NCBI's taxonomy places the organism in Eukaryota, Metazoa, Chordata, Mammalia, Dermoptera, Cynocephalidae. The transcript is spliced from 12 exons. Bases 1 to 1929 code for a protein of 642 amino acids. Gene Ontology annotation, cellular component: centriolar satellite. Gene Ontology annotation, molecular function: protein binding. The record is from RefSeq and is a predicted model, not a curated record. Gene Ontology annotation, biological process: centriole replication; regulation of protein localization to centrosome; spindle organization.
AUGGCGCUGGCGGGCCCGAGGCUGGUGCUGUGCGAGGACAGGAUCCGGGAGAAGAGCGGCCUGGGGCCGCGCCGCGACCUGGCUGAGCUUCGGUCAUUAUCUAUUCCUGGAACUUACCAAGAGAAGAUUACUCACCUAGGAAAUUCUUUGAUGAGUCUAACUGGUCUAAAAUCUUUAGAUCUCUCACGCAACUCCUUGGUUAGUCUAGAGGGCAUUCAGUAUCUGAUUGCAUUGGAAAGUCUCAAUCUCUACUACAACUGUAUUUCCUCGUUAGCAGAAGUAUUUCGGCUCCACUCCUUAACUGAGCUCAUGGAUGUAGACUUCCGGCUAAACCCUGUUGUGAAGAAUGAGUCUGAUUACCGCCUGUUUGUUGUGCACAUGCUCCCCAAGCUCCGACAGCUAGAUGACCGUCCUGUGAGGGAGAGCGAGCGGAAGGCUUCUCGGCUGCAUUUUGCUUCAGAGGAUUCACUCGACUCAGAGGAGAGCUUCCCGGCUGCUUUGAAAGUUGGAAGACCUAGCCACUCCAGAGCCGGGCGCACUGAUGCCUCCGCGAAGUGCCUGGUCAUGGACGCAGACGACGAGGCGGUCCUGAACCUCAUUGCCGAGUGUGAGUGGGACUUAAGCAAUCCUCCUGGGAGCACAAGCUCCAGCCAGAAGGAUCACGAGGCCAACUUCCACAGUUCCCAAGAAUCCAGACAUCUGUUGAGUCCUCAGUCCAUGCAGCACCAGUGUGGGGACUCCAUAAAGAGGGGCCAUGAGAAAAGGAAAAGCAGCUCCAGGGGGUGCUGUCCAGAGAAGCAACAUCAGAACCAUUACUGUGGGGAGGAGCCUGAGGCCUACUGCUCGUACAGGCCCCACGCUCACUUCACCCCUCACCCAGACUCUAUGGAUAUUGAGGACUCGACAGCUUCUUCUUCUCAGAAGUCGAGUUUGUCUACACAAAAAACAUUAAAUCCUUUGCCUGUUCCUGAAAAGUACAGGAAGCGUAGGGUUCCAGGUGGAAGAUUCCAGGCACCUUCGGACCAGGAAUGUCUGAGCUGCUUAGAGAGGACGAAUGGGCCCUCCAGCCCUGAGGAGAGUCUGAGCAGACAGAGUGUCUCAGAAGGCAGGAGUGAGAGGACCUUUUCUCACUCUGAGACAUCUGCUGCUGAAGAACAGAGGUCUCACGGCAUGAACAGCACCGAAGAGCUAUCUCCCAAAUCACACUCUGCAGCCCUGCCUGGGAAGAAGGCCGCCCAGGAGGUGGUGCUCUUGGAGGCACUGCUGGACCUGGUGGACAGGUACUGGAGUGGUUGCAAGUCCCUGCAUGACAACGAUGUGUUCCUCGCUCAAGCAAGACACAUUUUGUCAUCUAUUCAAGAAUUUACAGCAACUCAGGACAGUUCAGCAACUGUGAACGAAGAAAUGAGAUGCCUGACUCUUGAAAAUAAGUCUUUGCAAAGUCACCUGGCUGAGCAACAGCAGCAGUAUACCGUGAAGCUAAGCGAGGCAAUGUCAGAACUCAGCGCCACACGGAAGGACGUGGAUGACUUGAGACACCAUUUAGACAAGUCUUUGGAGGAGAAUAGUAGCUUGAAAUCCCUUUUAUUCAGCAUGGAAAAAGAAGUAAAAACUGCAGAUGCUUCAGCUACACUGAAUUUGCAGAUCUCUGGACUUCAAACAAGUGUGAAGAGGCUGUCUGGAGAGAUUGUGGAGUUAAAGCAGCACCUGGAACACUACGACAAGAUCCAGGAGCUCACCCAGAUGCUGCAGGAAAGCCACAGCUCCCUGGUCAGCACCAACGAGCACCUCCUGCAGGAGCUGAGCCAAGCGCGGGCACUGCACAGGGCUGAGGUGGAGCAGAUGCACUGGAGCUACCAGGAGCUCAAGAAGACCGUGGCCCUGUUUCCGCACUGCAGCACCAGCUGCGGUGGCCCUCAGGCCUGUUGACUCCUGCGAAGAAGCCAUUUGCACCUUUGUGUUUCUUUAACUGUGUAUCUGCUGGUGAGAGUUAUCUCUUCUGUUUGUAAUUAUGAUAUGUGAGAUGUAUUCAGGGCUCAUAGCUGAGUUUUCUAAAGCAUCCUAAAAUGAUAGGAUUAAUCUAAGCCCUUUGCAAGUUUUGAGAUAGAACACAUUCACAUAUUUUGAGACAAAUAGACAAUUACUUUUUCAUCAAAUAUCCUGAGAUGAAGUAAAUGCAGUGUUUUUCUGCCUACUGUGAAAGAGAGCUCUAUGUAUGAUAAAAUAAUUUUUCAUGUAACAAGCAGUCUUUAUUUGAUGAACCAAUGUAUUGUGAAAAGUUAACUUUUUAAAUGGCUCUUUAUAACUGAAUUUCUCAUUGAAUUCUUUUACAAAACAAGCUACACACUAUGGUAGGUGAGCAGGAAUAAAAGAAGUUCCAAGACUUAAUAAAUAUAGUACUUGCAGAUGUGGAAAACAUUUAAAAAUAGUGUUUUAUGAUAUUAUCAAAUCACAGUGAAAAUGUCUACCCAAGCCCUACCUCUCACUUGUUUGCAGUAUAUUUCUGAAAAUUAUGUCAUAGUAAGACAUAAAACUAGAUUUUUUAGUUUAGAAACUUCAUAUCUUAUAUAAUACUUGCUUUAAUUGGUAAAACAAGAUAAUUUUCUAAAUCAAUAUUUAAUUGAUUUAGGAAGAAUGAGUAAGCCUAAGAAGAAAAUGCUGUGUACUAGCUGUGUGUGUGUGUGUGUGUGUGUGUGUGUGUGUGUGUGUGUGUGUGUGUGUGUGUGUGUGUGCACGUGCAUGCGUGUGUUAGGAUUACAUCACUGAGGAAAUCAGAGAUGGGACUCAGCUCUCUCUCCUUCAUCAGAGGAAUCACUGGUCUUCAGGUUGCCUUUUCUGCCGCUUCUGUCUGGUUAUGGUUGUGCCAGACAGUUUUCAUAACAGCAGGAAAAUGUGUCAUACCAAAUCUAUUUUUGGCAUGGUGGGGGGGUGGGGUUCUUUUAUCAUCAGAUCAUUUAUUUAUUUAAAAUAAUUAAACGAUUUUAAUAUUAAGC